Amphiprion ocellaris (clown anemonefish) is the source of this 3145-nucleotide messenger RNA. RefSeq names its product cytochrome P450 2J4-like. The record is from RefSeq and is a predicted model, not a curated record. Gene Ontology annotation, biological process: xenobiotic metabolic process. Gene Ontology annotation, molecular function: oxidoreductase activity, acting on paired donors, with incorporation or reduction of molecular oxygen, reduced flavin or flavoprotein as one donor, and incorporation of one atom of oxygen; heme binding; iron ion binding. The transcript has 9 exons. Gene Ontology annotation, cellular component: intracellular membrane-bounded organelle; cytoplasm. Lineage: Eukaryota; Metazoa; Chordata; Actinopteri; Pomacentridae. The coding region runs from base 71 to 1573 and encodes 500 amino acids.
GGUCAUUCCAGAAGGAUUUUUACCUGACUGAACUCUGCUCAGUCCUGAUCGCUGUGAUUAUAGUGAAGAAAUGGAGGCAAUACUCAGUGUUCUCGGCUUGGAGUGGAUAGAUGGCACAAGUUUGUUAAUAUUUUUCUGUGUUUUUCUGCUGCUGGCUGAUGUUUGGAAGAACAGAGUGCCGAAAAACUUCCCUCCUGGACCGUGGGCUCUACCUUUCAUUGGUGAUCUUCAUCGCAUCCAACCUGCAAGACUUCACCUGCAGUUCACAGAGUUUGCAGAGAAAUAUGGAAACAUCUUCAGCCUUCGUCUCUUUGGUGGAAGGAUUGUGGUCUUAAAUGGCUACAAAUCUGUGAAAGAAGCCCUGGUCCAACGAGGAGAAGACUAUGUAGAUCGUCCGCCUGUGCCCUUGUUUGAAGAAUUCGCUGGGAAUGAAGCAAAAGGUAUUGUGAUGUCAAAUGGUAAUCUAUGGAAGCAGCAGAGGAGAUUUGCUCUUCAUACACUCAGAAACUUUGGUCUGGGCAAGAAGACUCUGGAGCUGUUUAUCCAGGAGGAGUGUCGAUAUCUCACAGAGGCUUUUGCAGAUCAGCAAGCAAAGCCUUUCAGUGCCCAGAAACUGGUUAACAAAGCUGUAUCCAACAUCAUCUGCUGUUUGGUGUUUGGGCAUCGAUUCGAGUACAAUGAUAAGAAUCUCCAGACUAUUCUCGACCACUUCAAUGAAUUACUGCUCUUACAGGGAGGUUUAUUCAUCCAGAUUUACAACAUGGUCCCCUGGCUGAUAAAAUGGCUGCCUGGACCUCAUCGGAGGAUAUUUGCUCUGCAGAAUAAAAUCAUGGACUUCACAAAAAUCAAGGUCAAAGAACACAGAGAAAACCUCGACCCCUCAUCACCAAGAGACUACAUCGACUCCUUCCUCAUAGAGAUGGGAGACAAGGAGGACAAAGAAGCUGGUUUUGAUGUCACCAAUUUGUGUUUUUGCACUGUGGACCUAUUUGGUGCUGGAACUGAAACUACUACCACUACUUUACACUGGGGGCUGCUGUACAUGAUCCACUAUCCUGACAUACAGAAGAGAGUCCAGGCUGAGAUAGAUGCUGUGAUUGGUUCAUCCAGACAGCCCUCCAUGACUGACAGAGAAAACAUGCCCUAUACUGAUGCAGUCAUCCAUGAAAUACAGAGAAUGGGCAACAUCCUCCCACUGAAUGUGGCCCGCAUGGCAAACAAGGACACCACACUGGAUAAGUACACAAUCCCAAAGGGCACCAUUUUAAUGGCUACACUGCACUCUGUCCUGCAUGAUGAGUCCAUGUGGGAAACUCCACACUCCUUCAACCCUCAGCACUUUCUGGACAAGGACAGUAAAUUUAGGAAGAGAGAGGCCUUCCUUCCUUUUUCUGCAGGAAAGCGGGUUUGUCUUGGUGAACCUCUGGCCAGGAUGGAGUUAUUCCUCUUUUUCACCUCCCUCCUUCAGAGGUUUUCGUUCUCAGCGCCUGCUGGAGAGAAACCCAGUCUGGAGUUCAUCCUGGGAGCUACUCACGCUCCCAAACCUUAUCGCCUCUGUGCCACACCACGAUAAACAACAACUCACAAUCAAACACUGUGUGCCACUACCUUUAUCUUGUUUUGCAUCAAGAAUAUGUGAUAAACAUUGCUGAACAAUUUUAUUCAACCACCUGUCAUAAAAACAAGAAAACACAAAUAUUUUACAAAUCUGUCAACAAAUUGUUUCAAACUAAAAAAUGUAUUGUUUAUUAUUAGGCAAAUAGCAACCUGGAACAAGUAAAUAGUUCUUAUUCACAUAUAUUAACCAAAAAUCUUAAUAUUUAGUAUGACCUCCUUUGUCCCUGAUAACAGCUUGCAUUCCUGCUGGCAUUAUUUUUAUGGACUUUUCAACAGUCUUUUUUGUUAUUGAGUUCCAAAUAGUUUCUAGCUCUUCCCAGAGACUUGCUUUAGACGAAACCUUUGUGUGAUGUGUUUUUGAAUUCAAUAAAUCCCAGAUCUGUUCAAUAGGAUUCAAGUUCUGAACUUUGACUUAGCCAGUCCAUCAGUCCCAGUACUCCUGAUUUUAACUGAUUUGCCGAUGCCGCUUCUACAAAUGGAACCUCUUAUCAUAAUGGAAUCUCCACUGUUUUUCAGUGUGGGUGCAAUGCAUCGAGCAUCAAAAAGUUCCCCUCGCUUUUUUGCGGACAUAAACACAACGCUGCUGACUGAAGGGUUGAAACGUGGACUCGUGUGUCCAGAGUAUCUUUUUCCAGUCAUCUCCAGUCCAGUGUUUGUCCUGUGCUAUUCUUCCCUUUGAGCUUUGUUCCUUCAGUUGUCUGCUUAAGGUCAUUCUGGAGACUUUCUCACAUUCUGAUCUGGAAGCAUUAAUCUCUGUCUGAAGAUCAGCAGUGGUCUUCCUUCUGUCUCUAGUACUUCAAAUCUUGAGAUUCUUGAAAUCUGCUUCGGUUAGCUUUUGUUUUCGGCCUCGUCCUCAGCGCAUUUUGUAAGUAUCAGUCUGCAGUUGAUUCCAAGGCAUACUUGACCAUACUAGAAGAACACUUUAUGUCUUUCUCUGUUUGUCUCAUCCAGCAUCAUGAAGUGCUUUAAUUCAGACUCCGUCUUUCUCAAUGAGUUCCCUACAUUUCACAGUUUCAAACAGGAGUGAGGAAUUUCAAACUGAAUUCACGUCUUUAGACCCAAAUUUGAGCCUCUGAGAAGUCCGAAAUUAAUUAAGAAAAAUAUGCAACCACUAAAAUUUUUUUGUCUGUUCAGGAAUGCAAGCAAAUAACUGUAAUCUGGCAUUUCAAUCAAAAAAUAAUAAUGUGCUUUACUAAUUUUCCUGCUUUUUUGUAAAGCUGUAAAAUGAAAAAAUCAUAGAUGACAACACUAAUUAUAUUUUAGCAUUAAAAUAUUUGGAUUAAGGAGCUUGCACACACUGGUGGAUUAACCAUUGAAGAAACAUACAAAAUAUUUAGGUAAUCGGCAAUACUGUUAAUUUUGGCCAGUGGUGGCAAACACCGUACUCUGGGUGGUGGACUGAUUCAAUUUGUUAAGCACUGUAUGUAUGUAUGUAUGUACGUAUGUAUGUAGUGUAAAUCUAACACAAUUUGAAAAGAUUUUCCACCAAUGGUCCUCUUUAAUAAACCAUUAUACUUUAUUAAAGUAA